UAUAUAAUCCAAGAACUCCUCUUCCUCCCACCUCCGCGCUUUGCCAACUAAUCUCUUCAGCUAGCUUUCCCUUUGCGCAAGCUGCAAUGGGUCUGAGACUUUACAUGCCUUUCAACUCCAAUCAAAAGCCAUGGGGGCUUCGCUGGCGGUCAUCUGUUUGGUUCAUCACUACAGUCGUCGGUUUCGGCAUUACCACCGAUUUAUUGGUUUACUCAAUCAUCAUCCCCGUCUUGCCGUUCCAGCUCGAGCGUUUGUCAUACCAUAAGGUUUCCUCGCUCACAGGUUGGCUACUGUGUGCAUAUUCCGCCGGGCUGGUCCUUUCAACAAUCCCUAUUGCCAUGCACUCAGAACGAUAUUCGACGAGACGAAUGCCAUUGAUCCUUGGCCUCCUUGCGCUCAUUGGUUCCCAGGUUAUGUUCAUGGAGGCCCCCAAUUACGCAAUCAUGGCUGUCGCUCGUGUGUUGCAAGGAAUUAGCUCUUCCAUGGUCUGGAUUGUAGGCCUGGCGCUUUUGUGCGAUACCACGCCAGAGAAAAAUGUUGGCAGACAAUUGGGUAUUGCAAUGACUGGCCUAUCCGUCGGUCUUCUAGUUGGUUCGCCCGCUGGUGGUGCCUUAUAUUCUCGCUUCGGCUUCCGCGCCCCAUUCAUCUUUGGGGAACUGUGUGCAGUUGUCGAUCUUCUCCUCCGGCUUCUUCUCAUUGAAAGGGAUGUUGCAUUGAAAUGGGGCUACGACCCAUCAGAACCCACGGCUGUAGUGAUUAUGGAGGCGCCGGACGCUUCUUCUACACCUGAAAUUCAGCUCUCCUCCAUCCCAGCCGCUCAUGUGCAUGCAAGCACUGAUGUGGAAAUUAAUAAAGUAGAACGAUCGAUAGCUUCGGACAAGUCUCUAUUACCCAACGCACGAAAGCCCUCAAUAUCACGCAAAUCAAUUCUUGACUCGGCACUCAAUCGCAAACCAACACCAUUACUCUCAGUAAUUAUCAAAUUAUCGCAGUCACCUCGCGCAUUAGUCGCUCUAACCAUGACGUUCGUAUAUGGACUGGUACAGAGCAUGCAAGAGCCCUCCCUUCCGCUCCAUCUCCAAUCUGUAUGGAAUUUUAAUUCAGAUCGGGUGGGUCUUGCCUACCUGGCAGCAGUCCUCCCAGCCUUGAUCUCGUCACCACUAGCGGGCUAUUAUGUUGAUCAAGCGGGUUCCGACUACAUAACAUGCAUAUGUCUGAUCCUUGCAUUGCCGUGGUGGAUUGUCAUGACCCUACGACAGUCAUUACCCCUGUUUAUUUUUGCUCUCGCCGCUCAAAGUUUCUUCGUUUCUGGUGUCGUUGCGCCUGUGACGACUGAACUUGCAUCUGUGUCUCGAACAAUGGCAGGCGUCGGGUAUGCUCAUGUUUAUGGCGCGUUUAAUCUUGCGUUCGGGAUUGGUACAGCGGUGGGUCCUGUGAUCGGAGGACAGAUAUAUGAUCAUGCGAGACAUGGGUGGACCGCCGUUUGUUGCAUUACGGCGGCGCUCAUCGUCGUCUGCGUCACUCUCGCGUUCUGCUAUACUGGCGCUGAUCCUUUACUUGCCAAGGUUCUGCGUCAUCAUUACCCCAUUGAUUCAAUACGAAAGAACCCAGACGAAGAAUCUAGCAGUACUGACAAUACUAGCCGGACCUAUAUCGUAGCAGGGACUGAUUUUGCGUAGACGUGGACAUUUUUUACAUUAUAGGUUUCCCUAUUCACUUGGAAGUUCAUGUGUAUCAUACAUAUAUAGCAUAGGCCAAUGGACAAUAGGGAAAACUACAUAUCCUAAUCAAACGAAUUCUGGUACAUA
Suillus clintonianus is the source of this 1808-nucleotide messenger RNA. Its product is annotated as major facilitator superfamily domain-containing protein. The transcript is spliced from 14 exons. The record is from RefSeq and is a predicted model, not a curated record. Lineage: Eukaryota; Fungi; Basidiomycota; Agaricomycetes; Boletales; Suillaceae. The coding region runs from base 87 to 1679 and encodes 530 amino acids. Gene Ontology annotation, molecular function: transmembrane transporter activity. Gene Ontology annotation, biological process: transmembrane transport.